AUGGCAAGACUAAUGAAGCUACAAGCCGGCAUAAAUCUGGAAAUGUACAAUAAGGAAGCAUCAGACAUCAACUACGAAUUACUGAUAAUAAAACCUUACGCGCCACCGGAUCAGAAAAUAGUAAAAACCGUAGCAGAAAAAAUCGGAGAGCUGCUCAAAUAUUUGAAGAAAGUGGACGGAGAGUUGCUUUUAACAGGCGAUUUUAAUGCUAGGCACCCGCUGUGGGAGGAAGAGGCAAGACCAUGUGAGAAAGCAAAGACGAUCGUACAGGAGCUAGAUGCAUCGAAACUGAUCCUGCUAAAUAAUGGCCAAACAACCACCAUACCCCGAAUUAACUGCGCACCCACAGCUAUUGACCUGUCAUUCGCAACAAGGGAAAUCGCAGCACAUGCUUCUUGGGAAGUGGUACAAGAAGAGUUCGGCAGCACACAUCUCUGCAUCAUAAUCGAAAUCACGCUGGAAGCGCCAGUCGUCGUAGGUCUAAAGCCAAAGACAGCGACAACAAAAAAAAAAAAAAACAACGGCCGACAAAUCCCUGCCAUUGGACUUGGAACGUACAAAAGUACCGGAGAUGACGGAAUAGCUACAGUAAAAGCGGUUAAAGCUGCAAUCGAUGCUGGAUAUCGACUGUUUGAUACAACUUAUGUCCAUGGAAAUGAAUCGAUCGUCGGUCAAGCAAUUCGAGAAAUGGUUUCCGAAAGAAAAGUGAAACGCGAAGAAUUGAUCCUUGUAUCCAAACUGGAUCCGCGCUAUCAUCACCCAGAAAGAGUCGAGGAAAGUUGCCGGCGGUCAAUGAAUCAGUUAGGAUUGGAUUAUAUCGACUUGUACCUUUUGCAUACACCGCUUUCUUUGGAAUAUAAGAGUAGUGCUGCGAGGCAGGAAUCAGGUAAUCACAAGGAAAUUGAUAAUUCCGUGGUACCCUUGGACACGUGGCGAGCAUUGGAGAAAUGUCAGUGGAAGGGGUUGGUUUGUUCGAUCGGAGUUUCCAAUUUCAGCAUACAACAAAUACAAACGAUUCUUGAUAAUGGCGUAAUUCGACCGACGGUUAACCUGGUCGAAUGUUCGAUGGGUUUUAAUCAGGCUGAGAUGAGGAGCUAUUGCGAGGAGCAUCGGAUUCUUAUAAUGGGUUACAGUCCACUAGGCAAACCAAAGCCACUGGAAAUGAAGCCUGCUUAUCUGUAUUCGGAUGGACUGAAAACAAUUGCUUCGAAAUAUGGAAAAUCAGUUGAACAAAUUGCCUUACGAUAUUUGAUAGAAAUUGGAACUGUUCCAUUACCGAAAUCGAAACGUUAUGUCCGAUUGAAGGAGAACUUGGACGUGUUAAAUUUUAAGCUAACUCAGAGCGAUCUUCAGGUGCUGGAAUCAGUAGAAUUAAAAUGAUAUGCCCAUUUGGAGUACCUCAAGGGAUCAAAACAUUAUACUUUGAAACCAUAGGUCGUAAUUUUGGUUGGUUGGACCAGAUACCCGGAUGCACACAUUGACACAGAUUUUUCAUGAGGGCAUAAGUCGCAAUGUAC
Topomyia yanbarensis is the source of this 1517-nucleotide messenger RNA. Its product is annotated as aldo-keto reductase family 1 member B1-like. The record is from RefSeq and is a predicted model, not a curated record. Gene Ontology annotation, cellular component: cytosol. The transcript has 4 exons. Gene Ontology annotation, molecular function: aldose reductase (NADPH) activity. Bases 1 to 1380 code for a protein of 459 amino acids. Lineage: Eukaryota; Metazoa; Arthropoda; Insecta; Diptera; Culicidae.